AUGUCUGCUGAGCUGCCAUCAGCGCCGAUCAUGGUGAACGCCGGGGCGGCCGCACGGCGGGAGCGGGAGCGGGAGCGAGAGCCGGCUGAGCUGGACCGACGGCUGGCACACCUGCCGCCGCCGCCACCGACCGGCGCCACCCGCCACCGGCGCGACUUCGACCCGCGCGUCAAGGAUGCCUGUCUGCGCGACGCUCGCCUGCGGCGCGGCCUCAAGAUCUCCAAGGCGAUCGUGCUGGGCGACGCCGGCGUCGGCAAGACGUCGCUGGUGAACCGCUUUUGCCACCAGGUGUUCGACCACAACUACAAGGCCACCGUGGGCGUCGACUUCGAGGUGGAGCGCUUCGACGUGCUGGGCGUGCCGUUCAGUCUGCAGGUGUGGGACACGGCCGGCCAGGAGCGGUUCCGCUCGAUCGCGGCCGCCUACUACCGCGGCGCGCGCGCCGCCCUCCUCUGCUUCGACCUGACUGACCUCAUGUCGCUCUCCCACACCGCCCAGUGGUGCCACGACGUGCUCGAGGCUAACCCGGCCGCCAGCCCGCCGCUGCUCUUCCUGGUGGGCACGAAGCGCGACCUGGUGACGCCGCCGGCGCUGGCGCAGGUGCUGGAGCUGGCCGCCGGCAUGGCCACCACGCUGGGCGCCGAGCUGUGGACCGUCUCGGCGCGCGCCGGCCUGCAGGUGGACGCGCUCUUCUGCCGCGUGGCGGCGCUGACAUUCGACGCCAGCGUGGCCGCCGAGCUGGUGGCCGAUGACGCGGGCCGACCUAUCGGCGACGCCGUCACGCUGUCGGCCACCAAGCGGGACGGCGGCCUGCGCGGCCGUCGCGUCACCACGCCGGACGGCGCCGUGUUCGUGGAGCGCCGCGGCCUCGACGGUCGUCUGGAGCGGCGGCCGGCCGGCGCCACACUCGGCUACGUCGUCAACCCGCGGCCCGACCUGCAGGUGGGCCGGCCUCGGCCCUGGCUCUGCCUCGGCUCGCAGGACGUCGCGCACGACCUGCCGCUGCUGCGCCAGCUCGGCGUCACGCACGUGCUGAACGUGGCCACGGGCGUGCGCGACCUGUUCCCGCAGGAGCUGACCUAUCUGGCGCUGCCGCUGCUGGACGUGCCGGAGCAGCCGCUGGCGAACGUCUUCCCUGCCGCCUUCGACUUCAUCGAGGCGGCGCGCGGCGCCGGCGGCCUCUGCCUGGUGCACUGCAACGCCGGCGUGUCGCGCUCUGCUGCGCUGGUCACCGCCUACCUGAUGGAGCGGCAGGGCCUCUCGUUCAGCGAAGCGCUGCAGCUCGUCAACGAGACGCGCCGCGUGCGGCCCAACCCAGGCUUCCAGAGCCAGCUGAUCGACUUCGGCCGACAGCUGCGCGAACAGCGCGAGACAGGCGCCCGCUGACCGGUGCCGCGGGGCCGGUAGGCUGGCCAGCUGGCCGACACCGCUGAUGGUCUGACAGGCCGGUCAGCUGACUGGUGGAUUGCUCAGCUGACUGAUAGACUGGUCAGCUGACACUGAUUCACUAUCUAAUACCAUUUCACAGUGCUAACGCAGUUGAUUCGCAAGCUUUUAGCUAAUAUUACCAAGCAGUACGGGUUCUUGAGUUUUAAUUAUCAGUGUUUUAGGCUAACUUGGUCCGUAACGUGGUUGAAGUAACGUUGACAGUUGACUUGGUGAGAUGUGUCUUCUUCGCACUGGGGUAGGGGGAGCUUCAGUUUGGGAGUGGCUCCAGUUGGCACAUGUACAUAUAGAGCCCGAUCGCGUUCUAGAUCAGUUAGCGUGUAAGUGUUGGCCUUCGGCUGAUGUGUAGAGCUGUGUUAGGGCCAUCACUUGCUAAUGCUCGAGCGGUGUGGCUGCGGGGUCGGCAGCUGGAUGCCAACGGCUGCAGGAUGUCUGGCAGGGUAUCCAGGAUACGCGGAUUGGACUCGUGCAUCUACGGUAUCGGUGAUUGUUUGUGCGUUUUUUUUUUGCCGGCUUGUGGCAUAAGCUAUCAGGUUAUUGCGGUUGUGAAAGAUUUCUUGGUUGACACCGAUGUGUUGGAUUAUUUCACAUCCUGUUUGAUAUGAAAACAGGCUUAGCGCUGUGGUAUGUAUCGUAUAUUAGGCUUGUUGCCGAGAUAUUGAUCACUAUCCGUGGCCUUUCCCUGCGUAUCGUGUGCUUGAGUGCUCUAAUCUGUGAAAUUGUCGAUAGGCAUCUGAUGACCCUCUGUCGUUGCCAUCGCGGUAUCCGUAGUCGUGUCAGCUGUGUUAUGUUGCGACGGUUAUUUCUCGCCGUGUCUGUCUUUUAUGGAACCUCGAGCUUACUUUGCCGGAGACGACAGUGUGUAUGGUGUGCGCAGUGUGUGUCACGGGAAAGCGCGACACGGGCAGCGUAACGUCAGUGAGUUCCCUAAGCGACCAUUGUCCGAAUGGAGGCUCCGACAACAGACGUAUAGUGUGAGGUACAGCACGCGACGUGUUUUGGGGCCCGGUGUCGGCGUGAGUGUAACCAUGGUGCUUUCGACGCUGGUACGAAGGGCUCUGCAUUCAGUUCGUCGCACUUGACCGUGAUGAAGGCCCGUCUUCCAUCGCCGGCCCGGACAGCUGCAUGCCACUGCUCCGAAGCUGGUCAGGCUGGCUCGUCCAGAUCCUUGGCUCCGAUAUCGCUCCGCUGACAGCGCUCAGCGGCCGUUGCGCAAGAGUUGAUGGUUCCCAGUUCCGUAUAGUUCUCACGCCCAGUGACAGUAACGUUGAAGGACGCAAAUGCUCCGCUAAGCCGGCCGGCCGGGGCUGCGCCAGCGCAGUGCCGCUGAGCGGCGCCCAGCGACGCCCGGAGUCGGUGCCGCUGCCUGCCCGUGGCGCCAGCGCUGUCACUCGGACCGGUCCUAUCUGCGUCUUAUCGGUCGACUCUCGAGCCGGCGGGCUCAUGAUGCGGGGGGCUUCGGCAGGUGUUAUGACUGGCCAUGGUGCACUGGUACUGCUCACGCUUUCAUUGGCCUCGGGUGACGUGGAGAGACGCGGGCAGUGACAGGGUCGCCGUGUCUUCGAACUGGUGGGUAACUUCUCUCAACUCUAACAUUGCGAUUGCUGCAUGAGUUGAGAUCGUGCACGACCCAUCUCGUUUGUUUGCUAAUUUUUCGGACAGCCUGCGCUUUAAAUAGGCAAAUGCUUUGUUGCGUACGCACAUUUGUCAGCCAUUAAUGCUUUUCAAUACAUAUGUCGAUGCAACUUA
Pollicipes pollicipes is the source of this 3195-nucleotide messenger RNA. RefSeq names its product ras-related protein Rab-34. Lineage: Eukaryota; Metazoa; Arthropoda; Thecostraca; Pollicipedomorpha; Pollicipedidae. The coding region runs from base 1 to 1386 and encodes 461 amino acids. Gene Ontology annotation, cellular component: cytoplasm. The transcript has 3 exons. Gene Ontology annotation, biological process: protein dephosphorylation; regulation of MAP kinase activity. The record is from RefSeq and is a predicted model, not a curated record. Gene Ontology annotation, molecular function: GTP binding; JUN kinase phosphatase activity; GTPase activity.